UGUAUUGUUAAAAUGUAAAAGAUUUAACCAGACCUCACAGAAAAAUAACAUAUAAUCUUAAACAUCAAUUUGAUAAUCAACCAGGCUGAUGAUUCAACAACUCCCCAGGCUGCUCAGCUCAGCCCAUCAGGGGCCCAGAGGACGAGGCAGGCAUGAAUAUCAGGACACUUCUAGUGAGUUCAUUCAGAGGAGGAGGAGGAGGAAAUGAUGGGCGGAUAUCAAACAUUCAGUUAUGAUGUCUAACCACACCUGAUCUGUACGCAUCAGUCCAGGCUGUAGGAAGGUGAAAUCAUCGUAUUCUGUCGUUUGUUGUUUUUCCUGUUUCAGCAUGAACAGCUCCCAUCCCAGCGUCCCCGUCACCUUCACACUCUACAGCUCUCUUGGUGUUUAUAACUCUGCACUGGUCAUCUGCAUCUCUGUCCUUUACAUUUCAGGUUUGUGUGUCAAUCUUUUCCUCAUCCUGGUUAUUUGUGUUGAAUCUCGCCUUCACAAGCCGAUGUACAUUUUGUUGGUCAAUCUGUCCGUGAGCGGAGUGAUUGGCAGUUCAUCUGUGUGUCCGAGUAUCAUCAAACACCUCACGGUGAGCCGGCAGGAGGCGUCUCUGGAAGGAUGCUUAACACAAGCGUUCUUAACUAACGUGUAUGGCAGCUGUAUGUUUUGUCUGUUAGCGCUGAUGGCCUACGAUCGCUAUGUUUCCAUCUGUAAACCUCUGCUGUACCACUCCAUCAUGACCCCGGCUAAAGUCAAACUGAUGCUGCUGCUGGUUUAUUCCAUCCUGAGCUUGUCCUCAGGCAUCCAGGUGUAUCUGACAUCCAGACUCACACUGUGCAGACACACCAUCCACAAGCUUAUAUGUGACAGUUUAGUGAUUGCAAACCUUACUUGUAAAAAGACCACUGUGAUCAGUGUGUAUGGUCUGUGCUGCGCCAUCUGUCUCAUCAUCCUCCCUUUUGUUCUAGUUGUUCUGUCAUAUGUUCAUAUUUUCACAGUGAUCCUAAAGACCUCGAAGCAGUCUCAGUGGAAGGCGCUGCAGACCUGCACCCCUCACUUGGUGGCAUUUAUUAAUUUCUCCGUGGCCUCCUUCUCUGGUUUCAUUUAUAAUCGUGUAAGUCAUCAAGUUCCAAAAACAGUCAAUGUCUUUACAGGUCUGAAUUUUUUUGUCAUUCCUCCUCUGCUGCAUCCCAUAAUUUAUGGUAUUAAAAUGCAAGAGGUUCGACAAAGUAUACACAAACUGAUGCAGGAGAAAAAUAUACAUCUGUGA
This is a messenger RNA of Acanthopagrus latus (yellowfin seabream), 1261 nucleotides long. RefSeq names its product olfactory receptor 52D1 (gene or60a1). The coding region runs from base 329 to 1261 and encodes 310 amino acids. Gene Ontology annotation, cellular component: membrane. Gene Ontology annotation, biological process: G protein-coupled receptor signaling pathway. The record is from RefSeq and is a predicted model, not a curated record. The transcript has a single exon. NCBI's taxonomy places the organism in Eukaryota, Metazoa, Chordata, Actinopteri, Spariformes, Sparidae. Gene Ontology annotation, molecular function: olfactory receptor activity; G protein-coupled receptor activity.